AUGCGCCGGGCGCUGCCGCCGCUUCGCGCUCUCCUCAGGCCCGGCCCCGCGGGGCUGCCGGCGCUCAGCGGGCUCUGCGGCGCUCCGGGCGGGCUCCCGGCGGCCGGGGAGAGCAGCGGCAGCAAGCUCAGCGUGCUGCCAUCCUUUGGGUUUCUCUUUGACAUUGAUGGUGUACUGGUGCGAGGGAAGACUCCAAUUCCUGCUGCAAAAACAGCCUUCCAGAAGCUAGUGAACUCUCAGGGACAGUUCGUGGUGCCUGUGGUGUUUGUCACCAAUGCAGGGAAUUGCCUUCGCCAGGAAAAAGCUGAUCAGUUGUCACAGCUACUGGGAGUUCCAAUUUCCCAGGACCAGGUGGUGAUGUCACACAGUCCUCUGCGGAUGUUCAAGCGGUACCAUGACAAAUGUGUUCUUGUAUCAGGACAAGGACCUCUUCUUGAUAUUGCUCAAGACCUUGGUUUCUGUCAACCUAUUACCAUUGAAACACUGCGGGAGAAACACCCUUUGCUAGAUGUAGUUGACCAUGACAGAAGACCUAAUGUUCUGUCCCCCUCUGCUGUGGAACUUCCCAAGAUUGAGGCUGUUGUUUUGUUUGGGGAACCAGUCAGAUGGGAGACCAACCUUCAGCUGAUAAUAGACGUUUUGCUGACAAGUGGCUACCCUGGAAAUCCCUAUCACUGUGAAAAUUACCCUCACAUUCCUGUGCUUGCCUGUAACAUGGAUCUGAUGUGGGUAGCUGAAGCACAGUCUCCAAGGUUUGGGCAUGGAACAUUCAUGGUUUGUCUGGAAAACAUCUACAAGAAGAUCACAGGCAAAGAUCUGAAAUAUGAGGCCCUCAUGGGCAAACCCAGUAAAGUGACCUACCAGUAUGCGGAAUACCUCAUCAGGGCCCAGGCAGCAGAGAGGCAGUGGCAGCACCCCAUUCACACCCUGUAUGCUGUCGGAGAUAACCUCAUGACUGAUGUCUAUGGUGCUAACCUUUACAAUCGCUAUCUUGAAGAGAACUCCAGACAAGGUUCAAAAUCCUGGGUUCAGGCCAAAGUUGCUGGUGGCAGGGGACCCGCCGCGCUCUCUCAGGAUGAGGAGAUAGACAACAGCUGGGAGAAUGAGUUAGCAUCCGCAGCUGCUGCCCACUGUAGGUCUGUUCUUGUUUGUACCGGGGUUUACAACCCACACACUGAGGUGCCCUUGGAUACCAGGGCGAGCAUAGCUGAAAUGGUGUUCCAUGGCCACAGAGAUUUUAGAUUUGAGCCUGGCUUAGUAGAGCCAGAUCAUAUUGUACCAGAUGUUGAUGCUGCCGUAGACCUGGUCUUCCAGCUGGAGAACUUUGCACCUUAUUGAAAUGACCUGAUUUCUUAAGGACUACUCAGUGCUAUGCUUUUCUUCCCCCAAACCAAACUGUGCUUUAAAAUCAUGCCAAAAACUGCUGCUUUCUAAAAUUUUUAAGCUUUACAUGAAUACAAUCUUAUAUUAAGUAAACUUAGGUAUAUUAAUUUGCUUAAUAUAAGUAUAUUAAAUAUCAACAAUGCUUUUUAAAGUACUUGGAAAUACGUCAUUUGUUGCUUUAGUUGCCCUUCAUUCUCCUCCUCUCAAUUAUGUUAGGUAUUUUAAUAGCAAUUUCUCAUAGCAGUUUAUGCAUGUUACUGGUAUCUCAAUUCUCAUGUGACUACUUCUGUUUGCUGGAAGAUUCAGCUUCCAGGAACUGGGAUCUUGAGAGUGUCGGCCCAUGGGGCUGGGGUUGCUCACACGCUUACAAACUGGCAGGUACAGAGCAUAUGUUUUGCCACUUGGGAUUCUGCAGCUAAUGAGUACUUUUCCCCAUCAGAGCAACGUGAAGUCUGUUCUGCUUUGUACUUGCUCACAUACAACCCUGCAGCCUUUCUCUUUACCUGUUUCCCAUGUGUCUGGAGCUGCUACAGCUUCUCCCUGCUCUGACAUGUAAAGCCUUAAUAGAAAUGCGGUUGUAAGAUGGAGAAGGCAGACUUGUGAGCACCAGUUUUGAAACUCCAACUAAGCUGAACAGUCAUGUAAGGAAAGCAGCUAACGUUGGGUGUCUUGUGUGGCAGAAUACCUGGCCUUUUGUCUUUGCCUUUUUAUCUGCACUUUUUGGAGGAAUUUAGGAUUUUAGAAAGCUUCAGCAAUGAUGUUUCAGGCAUUUCUGUCAGUUGGACUUCUCCAUGGAAUGAGUGACUACUGUUUGGGUAAAAAGUGCCUAGUAAUUUACUUGAAGCUUCUUACCACUGUGGUAAUUACCUGGCCUUUAGUGUAAUAUAUUUCACCUUGUGUCUGUUACAUGUUUGUUGGUUCAUGAAUUUUAUAGCUGUUCAUUUAAAAAUAAAAGUAAUUUGUUAUUUUUAUAAAAUACUUUUAAGCUUUUUAAUCCAAAAGAUGUCUUUGAAGAUGUAUUUGUGUUAUUUGUUAUAGCAGUGUGUAUGGUGUACUUGUGACACCAGGUAGGAAACUGAAGCCAGUGAAGUGUGGUUUAAGAACGAGGUCAACUUACACACAACUGUCACUCACCAUAACUUUGGGGUGUGUCAGAUUUUUAUGGUUGGAUUUAUUUUGUUUUCUUGUCUGUUUAUCUUUUCCCAAAUCAGAAAUGGCACAAACAAAAAUCUGGGGGUCUUCAUUUUUCCCAAGUUCUUGCAGAACUAGCAAUCGGCAGCCAGAUGGUGGCAUAAAGUGACAAGACUUCCUGGCCGAUUUCUUCACUGCUUACUGUCCUGCUAUGAAAGAGAAUGAAAACCACAUCAUGAAGAGAACACUGCUGCUAAGGAGUCCGAUUUCUUUGUUGUGUUUUCUCCAUCUGUAAUCCCUCUCUCUACCAUCAGGAUUGUCCAUUCAUUCACUCACAAUGUUUCACAGGUAGCUUUUAAUGUUAUCUUGCUGGAUCCAGUUUAAGGCCACUGCUUUAAACAGUGUUUUUCCCAUUCCUUCAUUGGGAAAGUAUUACAGCAGCACAUUCUUGCCUUUUUUAUUGGUGCAAUAAACAGGUAUGUUGCUAUUUGUGCAGCACUCUCCUAUAAGAUGCCAGCUGCUUGUGAGGUGUGCCAGGUCCUCCUGAGCGAAGGCUGUGGGUCCGGUGUGCCAGGGUGCCGUGCUGCGUUGGUUCCGCGCUGGCACAUGUUGCAGGGCUCUAACUAUUGCUGGAAGUGGUUUCAGGCUGUCAGUGAUGGAAGGAAUAAAAAAAUGGAAGUUGAUGAACAGAAAA
This is a messenger RNA of Pezoporus occidentalis (night parrot), 3208 nucleotides long. Its product is annotated as haloacid dehalogenase-like hydrolase domain-containing 5. Gene Ontology annotation, cellular component: mitochondrion. NCBI's taxonomy places the organism in Eukaryota, Metazoa, Chordata, Aves, Psittaciformes, Psittacidae. The coding region runs from base 1 to 1338 and encodes 445 amino acids. Gene Ontology annotation, biological process: glycerophospholipid biosynthetic process. The record is from RefSeq and is a predicted model, not a curated record. The transcript is spliced from 8 exons.